AUGGAAGAAGAAAUAAAUGAUGAAGAUGAAGAAUUGCUUAAUGAGAAGGAUAUUGUGCGCAUUAUUCCUCUGUACGAUAACAUGAAUAAUUCUUCAGAAGUAUCCGAUAUGGCAUGUGAUAUUUCGGAAGUCAAAGAUGAUGAUAUGGAAUUAGCCGUGGGUAAUGAUGAAGAAAUGGACGGCAGUGGAGACUUUCCAAAUGCUAUCACGGAAGCUGAUAGUAUAAUUUCGGCAUGCAGAGAUGAAGCUUUCAUUGUUGUAUGUUUUCAAAAUCAGUGGCUUGCUAUUGGUGGAAAAGAUGACCAAGCCGUUUUGUUCAGUAUGCAGAGUUUGGAACUGGUUUUGAGGAUUGCUGAACACAAAGACAGUGUAAUAUGUGCACAGUUUAGUGUGAAGGGCCACUUGUUGGCCACUGGCGAUAUGAGCGGUUUGAUUGUAGUAAGCAGUACCACGGAGCUAAGAAGGUGUUUCUCGAUUGACGAUUGUGAAGAGUUGUCGUGGAUACAGUGGCAUUCAUCUGCAGAUAUUUUACUUGCCGGUGGUAAAAAUGGUAUUUGGAUGUGGCUUGUUACGACCGACAUUGUUCGACAAACAAAGGUGUAUAUACUUGAUUCGCCUACUACAUCUAUUGACGCUAAACUGCUUAGUGAUGGAAAACGACUUCUUUCGUGCUAUGAUGAUGGUUCUGCAAGAUUAUGGUCUCUAAAAGAUGGAAAGUCGAUUAGCAUUAUGACGGGAGCUAGAAGUGCUACAUGCCUGGAUAUUCAUCAUAGUUCACCUGUGGCAAUGUUUGGAGAUCUUAUGGCAUGUUGUUACUUUGUGAAUACAGAAACCGCCAAAGUAUUAAGGAUAUUUACAGUGGUUGAAGGAGAUAUGGCUUCCGAGGUGACAAUCGAAUGCGUGAAAUUUUGUCCAAGAAAAGAGCCGUGGUUCGUCGUUGGUACUAAUUCUGGUCGUCUGGCAAUCUAUGAUUUUAGUUCUAGCACUUUACGUCACAUUCUGAAAGAUGAUACUGAUCCGGUAGUUACCUGUCGGUGGUACACGACAGAUUUGAAUGAGAUGUACGUUAUUAGUGCUGGUUACAGUGGCAUGGUUAAAAUGUGGGAAAGUCGAAGUGGACUGCCUUUCUUAGUAGUUCUGUCACAAAGUAUUGCUCCGGAAAGUUCUCAUUUGCUGUCAAUGGAUUUGUCUGCGAAAGGACCGAUCUUAUAUACAUCAUAUAGUUCUGGACAGCUUUGCAAAUUUUCUCUGAACCGGUAA
Messenger RNA from Cercopithifilaria johnstoni, 1260 nucleotides. The record is from the annotation of a GenBank genome assembly. Lineage: Eukaryota; Metazoa; Nematoda; Chromadorea; Rhabditida; Onchocercidae.